GGCAUGUCUAGCCCUUUUCUCUAUGGUUUUGCAGUGAGUGACAGGAGCUGCUGGGUCAGGGAUGUUGCAGAUGUGCGUGACUUUAUUAUCAGCCUGUGCAGGUUGGUUCUGCUGCUAUACGUUGUGUAAUCGCUCCUUCACUUGGCUGAUUGCCUACAGGAUGCAGCAGACAAAGUAUAUCGUAUUCACCCUCCUCCUGAUUCCCGCUGUCUCCUUUCAUCCCGUCUACCAUGAUUACUGUAUACUGGGUGCUGGCCCGGGGGGUCUACAAGCUGCUAGGUUCUUGAAGGAUUCUGGGAGGGAUUACGUAGUACUAGAACGUAACCAGAGUCCAGGCAGCUUCUUUCUCCGAUUCCCUCGGCACAGGAAAUUAAUCAGCAUCAACAAAAAGUUUACUGGACGCAAGAAUCGUGAAUUCAACCUGCGACACGACUGGAACUCGCUUUUAAGCCAGGAUAGGAAUUUGCUUUUUGGCCGUUACUCCAGUGAUUUCUUCCCCCAUGCAGACGACAUGCUGCGAUACCUCCAGAAUUUUAGUGCUGGAAUCCAUGUGCAUUAUGGAGUUAAUAUCAGCCGUAUCCAGCUGAAAUCCAGUUCAGUGGCAUGGAACGGUCACUUCUUCUUCCUAUUAGACCAGGCAGGGCGGGCGUACCAGUGCAGCGUACUGCUGGUAGCCACUGGCUUAUCUCUUCCUCACCUUGUGGACUUUCCUGGAUCAGAAUAUGCAGAGGGCUACGAGACAGUAUCCACAGAUCCGCACAACUUCAUGGGACAAAGCGUCUUGAUCCUGGGACGUGGAAACUCUGCAUUUGAAACAGCUGAAAAUAUCUUGGGGGUCACCAACUUCAUACACAUGUUAGGACGUUCCAGGGUCCGUUUAUCCUGGGCAACUCAUUAUGUGGGAGAUCUCAGAGCGAUUAACAAUGGUCUCCUGGACACUUAUCAGCUGAAGUCUCUGGAUGGGCUUUUGGAAGGGGACCUCUCGGACCUGGCGCUAGUCCGUGAUGAAGCAGGGAAAGUGUACGUUAGUCACAGGCAUUAUCUGAGGAGGGACACAGAGCCUGCAGGAAACAAGACAGGCAUAACUCUGUCUACUCUACCGCAGGACGACUUGGAUAAUUUUGCAGCUCGGGAGCCAUAUGACCGUGUAAUUCGCUGCUUGGGGUGGUCUUUUGAUUUCUCCAUCUUUGACAGGUCUGUUAAGCUAAAGCCGGCGACCAAACAAAACAGGAAAUACCCGUGGCUAACGGCGAGCUAUGAAGCCAGGUACACCCGGGGGCUGUUUGUGGUGGGCACUGCUAGUCAUGCUAUUGAUUUCCGCCAAUCUGCUGGAGGAUUCAUACACGGCUUCCGCUAUACAGCUCGAGCUGCUCACCGGCUAAUGGAGAAGCGAUACCACCAUGUCCCCUGGCCAGUGACCCAUCACCCAACAUCCCAGCUCUUAAAUGUGCUCCUGAGACGUCUGAAUGAAGCUUCGGGUCUCUACCAGAUGUUUGGAGUUCUUGCUGAUGUUGUCAUCAUUGGAGAGGACUCACAGCACUUUCAGUACUUGGAGGAGGUACCAGCAGGAAUCCUUCCAGACUUUGAACAGAGCACAGGCAGGGAGGUGCAUGACACAGGCCUGUUUGUCCUCACAAUGGAAUAUGGAAAAAACUUCUCCGGGCCGGAUAAAGAUGUGUUUUACUAUGACCGUGCCAUUGGGGAGGCCAGGGCUGCUUGGCAAUCGAACUUCCUGCAUCCUGUGGUCUAUUAUUACCGGCAGCUGCCAACAGAGCAGCAGAUGAAGCUGCGCCCAGAGCAUUGGCCUCUACCGCGACCUGACAGGAUACACCAUGUGGUUGAGGACUUCUUGACAGACUGGACUGGACCAAACGCUCAUGUUCUGCCACUCCGUCGGUUUCUGGAAAACUGUCUGCAGAUGGAUCUGAGAGCUUUCUAUGCUGAAUCAUGUUUCCUUUUUGCCCUCACACACCGGAAACUGCCCAUCUUCUGCCAGCAAGGAUAUCUCAGGGAUCAAGGCCUGACGGGCACUGAGCAAUUAAGACUGCUUUCUAUAGAGGCUGGCCUCAUGGAGGACUACAAAAGUAGAAGUCACGUGGCCUCGUUUGAGAGACCACAUCAAGGUAGCACUAGAGAUGAACUGUGACCUGAUCUUAAGCCUUUAGAGAUUUAACUGGUUGGACUCUAUAAUAACCAUCGCCUGAUGCCAGUAUGGAGUGUUGGCUCAGUGUUGGCUGACACAACAAGGAACUAAGCAAGGCCACAAUAAAUUGUGACGCAGGAUCCAAAGAAUGAUAUAGAGGGUGAGUCAUGUCCGUCACAUGCUGCAGUCAGACUCUCGUUCUUAUCACAGGACUUAUUUCAGAUAAAAAUAGCUCAUGUUUUACUCGUUUGUGCACAUAAACAAGAAAAAUAUCAGAACAAAGCUAUUCUGAAUAGAUGUAUCAAUUGUUCCAGCAUGUAGGAAAGAGUUACUCUCAAAUUGUCCUGACAUUUGCAGAGCCUCAGAAUAAGUGCCAAAUAAUGUGUGAGAAUGUCUGAGUGAGAGGACAGUAAUUUUAGGAAGCUCAGACCCAUGCUAUAUGUAGUACCAGCCAGGUGAUUCAUCACGGAGGUAGUAGUGUCAGAGUGGUGCGGUGAGGAAUGUCAUCAAUAUACCUGUGCUAAUAUAUAGCUGUUGGCUCAGAACCUGGUAAAUUCCCAAAAUAUGGUUUCAAAUUAAUAGAAAUAGAGAAAUAAUUGUGCAGGAUGUGAGGAAACUGAUGUCUCAUCAACAGAAAAGUACAGAAGCAAAUUACAGCUUUAUUCAAACUAAAUAAUGUCACGAUUGUGUGGUAUCGGCGUCCCUGCAUAUGUCGCUAAAUCAGUAUGACUGUUAUUGUCAAGUCAGAGAGGUGCAUUCUGAGCUCAGGGAUGAUAGGACCUCUGUUGUAGAUGUGUCUGCACCCUCUGGUUAUAUAAGCCGGCUAAGCAUAACCUAAAACACAGGGCUUUAAUGAUCCCAUGAGUUAUCACAUGACAUAGGUGUGACUAACAGGCUGAACACGUUGUCACUAACUGUCUGUAGGGGGUAGGAUUUCCCUGUUCAUCUGUAACGGUUUUAUCGAAAAGUGCAAUUUCUAAAUCUAUUACAGUUGUUUUUAUUUUAUGAUGCCUGUUCCUGCACUCAAUAAAGCAAUGUGUUCUUGUU
Bombina bombina (fire-bellied toad) is the source of this 3190-nucleotide messenger RNA. RefSeq names its product FAD dependent oxidoreductase domain containing 2 (gene FOXRED2). Gene Ontology annotation, molecular function: monooxygenase activity; flavin adenine dinucleotide binding. Lineage: Eukaryota; Metazoa; Chordata; Amphibia; Anura; Bombinatoridae. The transcript is spliced from 9 exons. Bases 62 to 2146 code for a protein of 694 amino acids. The record is from RefSeq and is a predicted model, not a curated record.